Molecule: messenger RNA, 495 nt
Organism: Wasmannia auropunctata (little fire ant)
Lineage: Eukaryota; Metazoa; Arthropoda; Insecta; Hymenoptera; Formicidae
Product: chymotrypsin-1-like
Exons: 3
Biological process (GO): proteolysis
Molecular function (GO): serine-type endopeptidase activity
Source: RefSeq, a predicted model, not a curated record
AUAUAAAGUUACGGAUGCAUCUAUCCCCUUCAGUUCCAGGCAAGAAAUCUGCAAUCAAAGAUGCACGCAUUCGCAUGUCUUAUAUUUGUCGUUCUGAUAUACGCCAUUGAAGGAGCUUCGUCUCCUUAUAUCAUUGGCGGCAAUGAUGCUCCCAUCGGCAAAUUUCCGUAUCAGGUAUCAUUGAGAUUAGACGGCAAACAUCGAUGCAGUGGAUCUAUUCUUGAUAAUCUUAAUGUGUUAACUGCAGCGCAUUGUGUUGUCGGAUUGAAAUGUUCACCGGAGAAACUGAAAGUUCAUGUCGGUACAAACUUCUUGAAUGGAUUAGGAUAUAUUUAUGACGUAACCGAUAUCAGCGUCAAUCAAAAUUACGACAAUUAUUUAUUUCUAAAUGAUAUCGCCUUGGUUCACCUUAAAAGUCCAAUUAGGUACAAUAAGCUAGUGCAACCAAUAAAUCUUACGAAAUCCGAUGAAGGUCUUGAAGGCUUGCCGUGCACA